GUCACAUAAAAAAGUGACGAUUUUGUUGUACAACUUUGUUUACAUUUUUAAUAUUAUUUGCGCAAAGAUUUAUUAUCAUUUCAUGCUGACUUCAUUUCAAGUACCUAAAAAUCGCCUUUGUUUAUAGCUGCAAUAGUUCAUAAUGUUGUCGAGAAACAAAAUAAUUGGACGAAAAUAGUUGAAAACUUAUUUGUGACAACAAAAAAAAGGUUUGUAAACAAAAGAUAAGAUUUCGCUCGACUUACGACGGAGAAUAAUGCGGAUUUUUUGGAGUUCAUAAAUUUUGAAGAAUGAGCUAAAUUUAAACUUUGUGGCAGUUCUUAUCAUCGGUGUAUUAUCACGUUUUAAUGUUUAUUUACUUUUAUUUUUCACGAGUGUUUAGUAUUGGUAAGUUAUUGUUGGAGUUUUAAAGAGAUUUGAUAUUUUACUGCGUAUCUGAAGUUUUUUAAGUGAAUCCAUAUGCCGAUGCAAGAUUAUUUUAAAUCAUAAGCUGGACCUUGUGUGGCCAAAAAGCCUUAUCUGCGUUAAGAUUUCUCUUUUUUAACUUAAUACCUACAAUUCUCCCAACCUUCAACGACAAACCUUGAAAUCUACAAUCAAACAAAAAAAGUGUUUCUCAACCUUGAAAAUCACCCUUCAAAUAUUUAACACCAAAAUAUUGUCAACAACAGAACCUACAAAAUUUUAAUCACUCAAGUGCAAGUAUCAAAAUUCUAAAGCUAUGUUUGAUCAAAAAUUUAAAUCACAUAUCAGAACAUGCUCGUUUCCUGUUUCAAACAAAUUCUCAUUUCCCUAUCAUGUUCAUAAAGUCUAUAAAUUUGUGAUCAAAUCACGACAAAGUUCUAUUUUGUGUUUUAAUUUUCAUCUGAUUUGUUUAAAAUUGUGGAAAAUAAUGAAGUUAUUAUUCCCGAUUUUGCUAGCAGUGCUAUUUUUAGUGCAAUUUAUUUCAUAUGCUGAAGCUAGGCAUCAUCAUGAGGUUGCAGAGAGAGAUUUAACAAAUUCAAGUGUCACAGAGCAAAAAGGAAUUGAUUAUAAAGUUUUAAAUGAUAAAAUUGAGAACGCAGAUCGAAUUGAUGAGGAUUAUCAAAAAAAUCGUGGAAAUCAAAUUAGUUCCUGUCUAGUCACACCAUGUCUCUUUCUAUUGAUAACAUUCAUCAGCUUGUGGAUUAAUAAUUUAUCAUAAAAUCAAAUUUUCUAGUCAAUAAGAUUCUUAACUCUUUAAAAUUGACAUGACCUGCUUUUUCAACUUCACCCUCAACUUGAUUUAGAUACUUAAAAUACUUUGAAUAAAAAUAUAUCUCCAUCCAAAAAAG
Chironomus riparius is the source of this 1313-nucleotide messenger RNA. NCBI's taxonomy places the organism in Eukaryota, Metazoa, Arthropoda, Insecta, Diptera, Chironomidae. The record is from the annotation of a GenBank genome assembly.